GGACUGCUCUUCGAGAUUGUACAAGAGUGUUCAUGUAGAAAUCCUACGGCAUCAACAUGAAGCAAAAUAAUUAAAAGACAUGUUGCUGCUUGUAAAAAGGACAGUAAGAAGUGAGAGGACGUCUUUCGUUCAGUGAGAGAAAGGAACUGCCCAGAAGAGCGUCCAUCGAAACUGCAGCACAGGAUGCAUCCACUGGCUCUCCUCUGUGUCCUUGUGACCGUCUCCGUCACCCAGGCUCGGCCUCAGCUCCCUCAUUCCUCCUCGGAGAUAGUCGAGUUUAUCAAAAAGGCCGACACCACCUGGACGGCCGGGCAGAACUUCCACAACAUCGAUAUCAGCUAUGUGAAGGGACUGUGUGGGACCAUACUGAACGGACCCAAGCUGCCAGAGGUGGUUCACAGUACGGAGGGCAUAAAGCUUCCAGACAACUUCGACGCGCGCCAGCAGUGGCCCAACUGUCCCACCAUCCAACAGAUCAGAGACCAGGGCUCAUGUGGGUCCUGCUGGGCCUUUGGAGCGGCGGAGGCGAUAUCCGACAGGUUAUGUAUCCACAGCGGUGCUAAGAUCUCUUUGGAGAUCUCUGCUGAAGAUCUACUGACCUGCUGUGAUGAAUGUGGCAUGGGCUGUUUCGGUGGUUCUCCCUCUGACGCUUGGGAGUUCUGGACAAAGAAAGGUCUGGUGACAGGAGGCCUGUAUGGCUCCAACGUUGGCUGCAGACCGUACAGUAUUGCUCCCUGUGAGCAUCACGUGAAUGGGACUCGUCCUCCCUGUCAGGGUGAAGAGGAGACUCCAAAGUGUGAAGAGUUGUGCAUUGAUGGAUACUCGCCAUCCUACCAGAAGGACAAACACUUUGGGAGACGCUCAUACAGCGUCCCGUCCCAGCAGGAGCAGAUCAUGACCGAGCUGUACAAGAACGGGCCUGUGGAGGCGGCUUUCUCUGUAUACGCAGAUUUUCCGCUGUACAAGACUGGUGUGUACCAGCAUGUGACGGGUGAGAUGCUGGGCGGUCAUGCCAUCAAGAUCCUCGGUUGGGGGACGGAGAAUGGGACGCCCUACUGGCUGGCUGCAAACUCCUGGAACAGUGACUGGGGAGAUAAAGGUUUCUUCAAGAUCAAGCGUGGAAAUGAUGAGUGUGGUAUUGAGUCAGAGGUGGUGACAGGAAUCCCACUCAACUAGAUUAAAUGAGUCCUGGCUGCAGACGAUCAAGUCAAUCAAACAUUAAAAUGAAGAUCUUAUUUUGUAAGACACUUAAGUAUUGCAUUUAAAUGAAAAUAAUAAGAGAUUUUAUGUAAUCAACAUGGAAUAAAUUGUGA
This is a messenger RNA of Anoplopoma fimbria (sablefish), 1313 nucleotides long. Its product is annotated as cathepsin B-like. Gene Ontology annotation, cellular component: lysosome. Gene Ontology annotation, biological process: regulation of catalytic activity. The transcript is spliced from 11 exons. Gene Ontology annotation, molecular function: cysteine-type endopeptidase activity. The record is from RefSeq and is a predicted model, not a curated record. The coding region runs from base 184 to 1176 and encodes 330 amino acids. Lineage: Eukaryota; Metazoa; Chordata; Actinopteri; Perciformes; Anoplopomatidae.